This is a messenger RNA of Copidosoma floridanum, 1577 nucleotides long. RefSeq names its product translocation protein 1 (gene Trp1). The record is from RefSeq and is a predicted model, not a curated record. Gene Ontology annotation, biological process: post-translational protein targeting to membrane, translocation. Lineage: Eukaryota; Metazoa; Arthropoda; Insecta; Hymenoptera; Encyrtidae. Gene Ontology annotation, cellular component: endoplasmic reticulum; endoplasmic reticulum membrane.
GGAUGAUUCUUCGUCUCUUACGACGUUAGCACGUCUCAUUGUUUCCAUCACUUAAAUAUACUUAAAAAAUAUUUAACCUAUUUUUGUUAAUUUUUGUGCUGUAUUAAUCAUAGAGAUAUAAAUGGCUCAUAUCACUAUGUUAUUAACUAUGUGUCAAUAGAGUGGCAUUGAGCAUUGGGUAGGUUCUAAAGCGGGCUUUUGACUGCAACCUUAGUUGCAACCGUUCCAGCUGAGCUGCAGUUUUCAUAAGCUAGAGAGGAGAUAAGAAAUCAACCAUUUUAUAUCAACUGUAAAUAUUUACCAUUCAAGCUGAUCAAUUUUUUCGAUAGCCUCUUUUAAUUCUAAAGUGCGCUGUUAUGGUGGUGGAACGCAGGAAAAACAAGAAGAGCCGCAAAGAUGAAGGAUCUGAAGAGUCAGUUAUUGCUGACAAACCUUCUAAAGAAGAAUAUGCUGUAGCAAAAUGGAUUCGCAACAACGUUCCAUCGAAAAAAACAAAAUUUGAUAGAAACCACAUUGUAGAAUAUUUUACUGGCAGCAGAGCAGUUGAUGCUCUUCUAGAAAAGUCACCAUGGAAUAAUACUCUAUUUGAAUCAAGACAGCAUAUUGUUGACUUUUUAGAAACUAUGUUGAGACACAAAUUUUUUCAUAGAGCAAAAAAAAUAGUUAUAUCUGAAGAUGAACUUUCUAGAAUUAAAGCUGUUAAAAAGAAGAACAAAGAUCUGAAAGACUACAAAGAAGACAAGAGAUCAAUAAAAGAGAAUGAAAGAUCUGAAGGCAAAGUUAAAAAUGAAGCUGAUUAUUAUGAGAAUGGGGAAGAUAAGUAUAAAAAAGAUGACUCAACAAAGAAAAAUGUAACAGAAGUGAUUAAAAAAAAGCCAAAAGUUAGACUCGAAAUGCAUAUGGAUCAAUUUUUUGUAGAUUGCAAUGAUGCUUAUGUCUGGAUAUACGAGCCUAUACCUGUUUACUAUUGGUUUUUUGGUACAUUAUUAGUUUUGGGAGCUAUUAGUGUCUGUCUAUUCCCAUUGUGGCCUCAGACAGUUCGUCAUGGUGUUUGGUACCUUAGCAUAGCUGCUGCAGGAUUCCUUGUGUUUAUGCUAUCAUUGAUAAUCUUACGUUUAAUUAUUUUCUGUGCCUUAUGGAUUAUAACUUUAGGUAGACAUCAUUUGUGGCUCUUUCCAAACUUAAUAGAAGAUGUUGGUUUUUUUGCAUCUUUUUGGCCACUAUAUAAUUAUGAGUACUGUGGCCUUAAAUCAAGCGAUAAAACUUUGAAAAAAAAAAAACGGAAGAAAAAUCAAGAUUCAGAUGCUGAAGAUGCUAUCAAUUCUCAAUCUGAUAAAGAAAAAUCAGAAUCCUCGUCCGAAGCUACAAAAGCCGACUUCCCAAGACCAAGACAAUGCUUUAGCAAAAACUCAAACCAAGCAUCAAAUGGCCAUGAAACAAGUGAAGAAAGCUCAGAAAGUGAAAAAUCAAACACUGGAGCAGAUUUUGAGUUGCUAUGACACCGACAUUGCCAAUUAAUGACUUAAUUGUAUUCAAGAUGACUUAUUCUCAAGCUUCUAUAAUUUUGUAAUUUAAUA